Molecule: messenger RNA, 4548 nt
Organism: Hypomesus transpacificus
Lineage: Eukaryota; Metazoa; Chordata; Actinopteri; Osmeriformes; Osmeridae
Gene: gask1b
Product: golgi associated kinase 1B
Exons: 4
Coding region: 2150-3727 (525 amino acids)
Cellular component (GO): Golgi apparatus
Source: RefSeq, a predicted model, not a curated record
AUGUGCCUCCACGUCUGUUCUCACAAAGAAGAAGGUGAGCCCACUGGAAAUCCAAAAGCUCUGUUAGCCUUGUGUCACGUGCCCAUCUAAGCACUUCAAAUGGACAAGAAAGUACCCUUCACCAGCUCCAGGAUGUGAGUCGAUAUCCAUCUUACCUCAGGAAACACAACCCAGCACCACAGUAAUUUAAUAAAGGACUGGAGACAUGUUGGGGAUCUAUACCAAACCAGCCAAACCUGUCACAAAAUCAGGUUUACAAUACAUUUCACGGUGAAUUUAAAGACUUAAUUGUAUACAUUCAAAUGGCAUCCAAGUGAAAUAAGUUACCUUGAACUUGCCCAACCCAUUAAUAAACUACCGGAUCCCCAAAUAAGAACUCCGAGUCCAAGUCUAAUGGCUUUCACUAUGGAGACGACAGCUACAUCACCUGUAGACAAUCUUCGUUCACUACGUUAUCCAUGAUAAACCAUGAGAGGCGAAAACAGGAUUUCUUACCUGUGGCCCACAUAACUCCACCUAGCAUCGCUAAUGGAUAAAACCGUGGAGAUUUCAGAAACAAGUGCCUGAUUAAAGACACUGCCCAUAUUGACGCACAGGUUACCCAGUUGAAAAACAUUCCUGUAGGAUUGGUGUACAUUUUAAUAGUGAACAUUUCCCACGCUAUCACCUUCAGGACAGAAAAAGGUGGGCUGUCUGCUCACCGUCACCAGUGUCUAUCCUUUUUAUUGGGACAUAGCUGCUUCCAAAUAAAACUGCAGCAGCAAUAUUAGCAACAAAUCCAUAGGCUAAAUUUGUUGUGUUAUAGUUGAAAAAGAGAAGUGGAUCAACAGUGUUCGUUUCAAAACGUGUCUCUUCCUUUAUAUCUGCAAAUAAGUAGGAGACAGUACAGUUUAAUCGGACCGGUCCGAAAUGGAGGUUUAAGAAUAAACUAUAGGCUAUUAGUUUUUUUAUAAACGUGUUUUGAAUGCAAGUUACGUCUCUGUGUUUAAUCAUACCGAGUUCAACUUUCUUGGUUUGGGAGUUGUUCACAGACGAAAACAUGCGGAGGAUCCAAAUAAAAACUACACAUUGAUUGAAUAUCAUGUUUAAGUUUAGCAUUUGUGAUCUUUCUGAAGCGGACGACAGAAUUGACACUCAGAUUUCUGUUCCACAUGAGGGCGCGAUACUUGACUGGAACAGCUGAGACCAAUUAGCUAAAUUACGGCAUAAUAUCAUCACUCAGCUAGUAGUAGGCCUAAACAAUAAAAACUUUAAGAAAAGUUAAAACCAAUAAUAAACCUUACAUAAUCGGUUACUGAUAAGUUUCGUAGGCCUACCCAAAUUCUGAACCCACGUAAGACUUCGCAGCAUGCCUGAGCAAGCCUUAGAUAAUUUUGCUUGCACAAAAAAGCAUGUAACCUAAUGUUGUUUUCUUGUUUAAAAGUUUCGAAAUAAAAGUUUCGAAAGGUUGAAAAAUAUUUUGAAAAAAGUUUCAAAAGGUUGCAAAAAUUAUUCCGAAAAAAAGGUUUGGUGAAAUAUUUUCGAAAAAAGUUUAGCAAAGUUUUGUGUAGGCUACUUUUGCCAUCUCUGGUUGUAGGCCCAAUUCAUGCAAUUUAAUGCACCGGCUGUCAAGUCCAGCUUCUAUGCAGACAUUAACCAGCAGAGGUCACAUGGGAUUCAGUCAAAAUUAGUUUUUAUCGUUAUAGUCUAUUACUUUUUCAAUUAAAGUCAAUAAAUAUUGUAUAACGCACUGUGUGUGUGGAUGAAAAACAAAACGUACGUGAACGUUGAGACAAAUAAACUAACUCUGAGUUUUCACUUAAAUAGCAGGAAGCCUCAUGUCUUAAAUCUUUUUAGUCUUAAAUCGAAUUUAUGACAACAGCGGUUAUUCUUGACAAUCAUGGUUAGAGUUUAUCUGAUCUGAUCCUACUCUAAACAGUGUUAGCCUAUACAGAAAGCCAGUGUUAACCUAUACAGAAAGGCAACAAAGCCAACCCUUCUGUCGUGACACUUGGCUCUGUGAUAGAUCUAGCCUCGCUACAUUGAGAGUUUGGGCAUCAAGUAGCCUCGCUAGAGCAGCAAAACUGGAAAUGUUUUUCGGAAGUAAUGGGCAAUCCUCUGUUAAGUUCUUCGCAUAGACAGAGUCAACCAUGUCGGGUCAUUCGUCCUAAUGGAGAUUUGUAUUCGUGGAGACAUAAUAAAAUAUCUAUUUAUUUGGUCCUACACGUCUCUUCUGAGAAUAUACGGCUGCAUUCAGAGGCGCCCCCCGUCAAAGAGGAAUAUCGUUAUUGCGAGUGCGUGUUUUGUAUACUUAUUUUUCGUGGUUUCCCAAGUGGGACACUUUUUGCCGCACCAAGACAGAUGGACUUAUGAUCACAAGUACAAAAGUAUCCGUGGGUCUUCCUUGAAAACUGACGAUGACCCGUUUAAAACUGUCUACUCGCCUGCCGGUGAGAAUACAGACAUUGCGCUUUCGGUGGUUCCGACGCGGUCCAACGUGGUGUACAUAACGUUGAAGUCUAAGCGCCUCAAGCCAGCAAUUAUCAGGGGAACGGUGAAGCCUAAACUGAGGAGCAAAACGAGGAGGACAAAGUCCAAUAAUUACGCAUUCAUAACGCAGAAUAAUGUUGCCAAUUUAGAGAGGGAAGUAGAAAGAAAGCGUACUUAUGGCAAAGACAUUUCUUGGAAAGCAGUUAGGCAAAUAGGUCAGACUUCACCUGAAACUGGCAAUGGCGCGAGGACAAUAGUAGAAACAGAGCCUCACGUGAGUUCUAUUCGAAUAUACAGUGAAAGAUCUCCACCGUGGUACAGCAAAAAAGACAUUGAUGCCAUGCGCUUCCUUGCCGACGGCAAAGUUUUGCACAUUAACGAGGUGUCAUACAAGAGUUUUCCUCCAUUUCUGAUGUUUGAAACCACAACUAAGGAUUCGUCGAAUCCUUCUCCUACUGAAAAUGACUUUAAGAUAUGUCGGGGACUGUGCGGAAUUAUAAAAAGGCCCAUUGACACCAGCGAAGUAUUUGCUUUCCAUUUGGAUAGGGUCCUGGGACUUAAUAAGAGUUUACCCGCAGUGAGCAGAAGAUUCAGUCAUUUUCAAGAUGAACAGCCCUGCCCAGUAGUAUUAUGGGAUGCAUCUCUAUACCCAGGGGGCAGUGAGGUGAACCAGUCAGCUGUGAGGCUGACCUGGGGACAGUACCAGAGCACUCUCAAGCAGAGGUGCUGGCACAGGAACAUCUCUCCCAAGCCUGGCUCCAGCUGUUCCUCCAUACACCACUACGAGUGGAGCAAGCUGGCCCUGUUUGACUUCCUUCUACAGAUUUAUAAGCGUCUGGACCAGAGUUGCUGUGGUUUUAGGCCUCGACCGCAGGAUGAGUGUGUGGAACUGGACCAACAUGCUGAGUGUGUGGACGAGGACAGCAUCGCACUGGCCAACAUCAUCUACAGGGGUCAUGACCCAAGACACCUGGUCUUCUCUGACAACAAGGGCUUCUUUGAUCGCGACGAGGACAAUCUGGAUUUUAAACUGCUGGAGGGAAUCAAGGAACUCCCGGAGCAUGCAGUGGGGGUGCUGAGGAGCCAGAGGCUGAGGGAGCGGCUGCUGCAGGCUCUCUUCCUGGACCGCAUAUACUGGGAGAGCCAGGGAGGCCGCCAGGGCAUCGAGAGGCUCAUCGACGUCAUCGAGAGACGAGCCAAGGUCCUCCUCACCUACAUCAACGCCCACGGUGUCAGAGUGGUUCCCAUGAACGUGUGAUUUAUGUGGAUGUGUGAUUCAUGUGGGUGUGUGAUUCAUGUGGAUGUGUGAUUGCUACGGAUGUGGGAUUCAUUUGAAUGUGGGAUUUCUAUGAAUGUGGAUUCAUAGUCAUGUUUAUUUGCUGUGAAUGAGUGAAGCUGUCGUGUAUGAAUAAGAUGCUUGGAUUCAAUCAAACACUGUCCAAAUAGUCCUAGUUUUUAUUUUAUUUUCAUUGUCAACAUGUAUUUGCUGCCGUUGUGUGACCCACAUUAUACAGUACACCUCUCAACUUUGAACUAUUGUCAGCUUAAGCCAGAUUUAGGUUCACAUCCACAAAACCAAAGCUAUGAUUGUCUGUCCUUAAAUCCAAAUAUAUCAUGAACCAAAUGGCCUUUUUAUUUUGCUUGGUUGUCAUUUCAAGCAACCAUACUUUGUAUUAACCUUGAAUGGAAUGCACUGCACACAAGUUUGAGACUUUUCUGUUACCAGUGUGUGUGACUGGAAUGCAGAUCUUUAAAAAGCCUCUUAGCUUAACAAGCUAAAGUACGAAAUUCUCCAUGGCUUUAGUCUAGAGAGGAAAACCUUUGGAAAACUUUAAUUUUGUAAUAUAGCUUAUUUUCCUGGCUGCCAAAUGUAGUUUAUUUGUACCUUAAAAACUUAUCUUGUAAAAUAUUAAUGUUUUUUUUUUUUUUUUUUUUAAAAGGUCUCUUGCAUAACUGAAUGAUGGAAUAUUUAAUGACAUCUUGUUUUUAACUGUAUCUGUUUGUUGUAUGUGAGCGAAUGUUGGCACAGGGUUGUCGGGACCAGAGCAGAAAAAAAUAAAUCAAACCUUAUAAAAAAAA